AGGGCUACAGCCUACAUUUCUGACCACACCUCACGCCUUAUCCCCGCUCAAAGCACUCUAAGUCAACUUCCACUGAAACGCGCACUAGCAGAUUAAAGUAAAACCGAAAUAACACUGCACGAUAUAUCCAACUGACUUUUGACUUUUAGCUUUUAACCUUGAUAUGAUCCUACGACCAGUUCAAUCCUGUGCAUUAUUAGCUUGUUCAAUUAUAGAUUCAAGGAAGCAACCUCGUUGAUACCUUUGAUUAUGUCGUAGAAAUGACACAACAGAGGUAGCAUAGUCGAUCUGCAGAUAUGAUGUUGGCAAGAAGAUGGCUGUUGAUUGCUACUGUUCUACUGGUUGUAAUUUGCACGAAUAUAGCCAAAGCCCAAAACACUACUCGGUGUUCUUCUUCUUGUGGUGAUAUUCAUAUUAGUUUUCCUUUUAGAUUAAGAGUUGAUCCCCAGAAUUGCGGAGAUUCAAGGUUCCAGCUUGAUUGCCAGAACAAUCGUACUGUCAUAAGUUUGGAGUCAAAGAAAUAUAACGUGCUGGAAAUCAACUAUGAUAACUUCUAUAUCAGAGCAAUUGACCCUGGUUUGAUGAAUCAGACCACGAACUGCACUAUUUUUCCCAAUUACUUCACCACAGACGUUCCUAGCACCUCGCCUUUUGAUUAUUUUGCUCCCAACAUUCCCAUUAUAUAUGUCAAUUGUUUAGCCACCGUAAAUUCUUCGCGAUAUGUGAAGACUACUUUCUGUGGAUCGAAGAAUAAAACUUUGGUAUCGAAUUCCUCCCAAAGUCAUAGUUAUGUGGCCAUAGGAGAGGACAUGUCGAUUUCGGAUUUGGCAGAGAGUUGCAGCAUGGAAAUAGUGGCCUGGGCCUCGGGUCGUGGGCUUUCGGGUGAUAAUACUACUCUAUCGAGCAUUCAGGAUGCCCUGAGAUAUGGGUUUGAGCUUUCUUGGAAGCGUACCUUCUUGUGUAGAGAAUGUGAAGCGAGUCAAGGCAACUGUUUUGCUGAUGGCGACGGCUAUAGUUGCAGCCAUCGCUGCUACGACGAUACGGGGAUGGAUCUUCCCCUCCCUUGUAGCAUCCACUACUAUGGUGUUCUUACAAUACUGUACGGCGGAAUAGUUCUAAUUUCACUUCUGUCAUUCCGGUUUUUCUGUGGAUUCAUUUUCCUGAUAGCACUAAUCGUGUAUAAAUGGAGAAGACGACACAUAUCUAUGUAUCAAUCAAUUGAAGACUUCCUGCAAACGCAGAGCAACCUUGUGCCAAUUAAGUACUCCUUUUCUGAGAUUAAGAAGAUGACUAAUAAAUUCAAGGAAAAACUAGGCGAAGGAGCCUACGGAACUGUCUUUAAAGGAAAGCUUCGUAGUGGUCCUUUUGUUGCAGUAAAGAUUAUGCACAAGUCCAUGACUAGUGGGCAAGAAUUUAUUAGUGAAGUUUCCACAAUUGGAAGGAUUCACCAUGUUAAUGUUGUGCAGCUCAUUGGAUUCUGCGUUGAGGGCUCAAAACGUGCUUUGGUAUACGACUUCAUGCCUAAUGGUUCCUUGGACAAGUACAUAUUUCCACAAGAAGGAAUUGUUUCCUUGAGUUACAAACAAAUGUUCGACAUAUCUCUAGGAGUUGCCCGUGGGAUAGACUAUCUACAUCGGGGGUGUGACAUGCAGAUCUUACAUUUUGAUAUAAAGCCUCACAACAUUAUUCUGGAUGAAAAUUUCAAUCCAAGAAUAUCUGACUUUGGGCUUGCAAAAUUGUACCCAACAGAUGAUAGUAUUGUGACUCUAACUGCAGCUAGAGGGACAAUGGGUUACAUGGCUCCUGAGUUGUUCUAUAAAAAUAUUGGAGGAGUGUCAUACAAAGCCGAUGUUUAUAGUUAUGGCAUGUUGUUGAUGGAAAUGGCAGGCAGAAGGAAGAACAUGAACCCAUUCGCAGACCACUUAAGCCAAAUUUACUUUCCUACCUGGGUUUACGACCAAUUCAAUUCAGGAAAUGAUGUACAGAUACCGGAUACCACUGAUGAAGAAAGGAUUAUUAUAAAGAAGAUGAUGAUUGCGGCUUUGCGGUGCAUACAGAUGAGGCCCGUUGAUCGUCCUGCAAUGAACAAAGUUGUUGAAAUGCUUGAAGGAGAUGUUCAACUCCUGCAGAUGCCCCCAAAACCUUUUGUAGCUCCUCGUGAGAUUGCUGGGGAUGUUAUUGAGACAAUAACAAUAUCCAGUGAAAUCUAGGUGUUGCUCAACAUGCUGUGCAAACCAUGGUCAUAUAUUUGGGCUGGUGAUUAGGCGUCUUUCUACAUAGUAUUUGUUUCCUCGUGUGUAUCUUGGUUUUUCCCAACUCAUGUACAUUUUACUCCCUCUUUAAUCUACAGUAAAUCCAACUUUUUGUGGAAGUAUCAUUUUCUUACAGCAGAAAGUAGUCUUUUGAGAUUCCUAGAAUAUGACAUGAGAUUUAUAUCUCAAAUGUACUCGUAUCAUUUCAGAUCUCAUGGAAUAAAAGAUAAAUUCAUGUUGA
This is a messenger RNA of Nicotiana tabacum (common tobacco), 2493 nucleotides long. RefSeq names its product rust resistance kinase Lr10-like. Gene Ontology annotation, biological process: protein phosphorylation. NCBI's taxonomy places the organism in Eukaryota, Viridiplantae, Streptophyta, Magnoliopsida, Solanales, Solanaceae. The record is from RefSeq and is a predicted model, not a curated record. Gene Ontology annotation, molecular function: ATP binding; protein kinase activity; polysaccharide binding.